AAUUAGCCAAUUAAAUGAUCAGAUUUCCCUCAAUGUACGUAUAUUAUCUUGCAGAUGUGUUCCGGACGACAAGCGUGCCUUUGCAAUGGGAAUGCAAUAUGUAUUCCUGAAAACAAUCGGUUUAAUCCCAGGUCCAAUAAUCCUUGGUCAUCUACUAGAUCUAUCUUGUCAACUCUGGCAAGACAUCUGUGGGCAGAAAGGAAGAUGUUUUGUCUACGAUGUUGAUUUGGUCAGUAGAAAUAUUUGCAUAUUUGGAGCAGUCAUUACGGGUAAGAAACACAGAUUUAAAGCUCUCUUUGCAAAGGCAAUGCGGACGGACGCCUCUCUAAAAAGCGGACAGCGCAUAGCCGCAUGUUCGAAUAUCAGCAAUUUCGGCAUCCCACUCGGCGGUCUAAACUAAUUGUUAUAACUAAUUGUUAUUGUUAUUGUUAUUGUUAUGCCCUCCCCUAAGCAGGAAGUGGCCCUGCGAUUCCGUCGUAGCGCUCUAACCAACUGAGCUACAGAGGCGCAUUGGUCGAGCUCUAACCAUUAGUUCUUGUUCUCAAGCGAAAGCAUCAAAAUAUGUUAACACGAUGCUCAAUAAAAAAAUUCAGUGUAAAAAUUGUUUAGAGAAUAAAUUUAAUGUUUCUUAAUAAAAUAGGAAAAGCUUAAACUAAAAUUAGAAUAACAAAGCCGAAAGUAUCGGUUUCGACCACCUAUUUUUUAUCAAUGUAGAAUUCCUUAGACAUUAGGUAGGUCUAGCUGUCAGUGCGGUGAUUACUGCUACGUACCCCCGAGAAUACUUUAAAGAUGACGUCCUUUAGAUGUAAGACUUUCUUGAAAAAAUCUAUUUUUUCCAAAAAUUAGAAAAUAUAGUCUCCCCUUGAUUAUAAAAAAACCAUACAUAUCAUUAUUUUUAUUGCGCACAAUUCUUUGGAAAACACUGGAAUACUUAUAUAUAUAGAUUAAUUUAAUAAAAAAAUUAUCACAACAAAUGUCAUCACUGCACAUUUUUACUGUUCAUCACUACGCACUUUCACUUUAUCGCCGCACAAAUUGGUUAUCACUGCACACUAAAAUUAGAUAUGGAUGAAUUAAUUUUCAAAUCACUUCCAGAGGGAAGUGAUUUUUAGUCGGUGUCACGCACCGGAUUGCCAUGGUAUCGCGUAACCAAAACGCAUAUCUGAUAUGCAGGGGCGUAGGAAGCUUCUAAAAGUUGGGGGGGGGGGUUUGAGGGGCACUUUUCGAAAAAAUAGGCGUCUAAAAAUUUUUUCCUGGAAAUGUUGGCGACGGGGGGAGGGAGAUCAUCUCAAAAAAAUAUUUCGGACAUAGCCAAAAAAAAUUUCCGGUUAUACCACAUAAGGCAAUCUUAAUGAAAAUUUUCACGCAAAAAAAGGGCACUUUGCUCCCGGAAAAAGGGCACUUGGCAAAACUGGCCCCCCCUUCUGCUCCCCCCCCCCCCCCCGCGGUUCCUACGCCCCUGCUGAUAUGGAAAGUAAAGGCUGCUUUUUGUACGUGCGUACAGGAACGUUUAAAUCCAUUUACUAAAUUUUUUUAUGAAAUAACUAAAUAAAUAAAAGGACAGUACUGUAUUUCAAUAAAACACAAAAACAGUAGACACUGCGAAAAUUGUAAACAUUUUUAUUCUUUACGUUUCGACUAUAACUUCAGUCAUCUUCAGAAGAAUGCUACGUAUUCUGAAAAGGCCACUAUUUAUAAGCUAGAUACUUGCGCGCUCAAAGUUUAAUAACGUCACAUGUAUAAUUAAACUAAUGGAAAAUUGUUAAUUCUUCUACAACGCACGUGCGCCAUAUUUAUAAAUGCUGGAUUACGAUGGAUAUGAAAAGCCUCUUUAAAAAACAAUCGAUCAAUAGACAACUCGCAUGUUAGACUAAUUUUUUAUUUAGGCAAAAAAAGUAAAUUCCCGUAAAGAACUUAUUAAAAUCAGUAAAAUUGCAAAAUUUGAUUACGAAAUGUUGUAAAAUACAGAAAAUAUAGCCUUGCGAAGUUUGCAUAUGUUCAGUAUAUUUGUAUUACGUGCGGAAAUACCAUUUUUGAGCCGAAAAUGGUAACAAUUUCCGCACGUAAUACAAAUAUACUGAAAAUAUGCAAAUUUCGCAAGGCUAUAUUUUCUGUAUUUUACAACAUUUCGCAACUAAAUUUUGCAAUUUUACUAAUUUCAUUAUGUUCUUUUUAACUGUUGUGUUUUAUUCCCUUCUCUUUACUUAGAUUAAAAUUUAGUCUAACAUGCAAGUUGUCCAUUGAUCGAUCAAUUACUUUACAAUUACUAUAUAUUAAAUCUACCAAACUUGGGGAAUAAUAAUUACAAUCUAGUAAAUUAGCUGAAAAAUUUAACAGAUUACGAAAAAUCUAAAAUUCAUACACAAUUAUGUAUAUGUUAAACAUUUCGGACUUAUCAAACUUAGCAUUUAUACACACAGUAUUUUGUUCUGUGUGUGUGAUUUAAUUAUCCUUGCUCACGAUGGCGAAUAUCCGCCAUUUUUGGUUGGCAUCUAAUUCUCGUUAACCAUUAAAACAAUGUGAAAAGCAAUUUUCAACCAUUUACAAAGCAAAUUUACCAUUCGUCCAAAAAAUUAUAAAAAGUCGCUGUUAUGUGUACUUAUAUUUCACAGACUGCGGCUGAAAAUCCACCCAAAAAUAGCGGCGUGAGAAAGGCUAAUUAAUGCGGUGUAUUUGUUGAGGUAUAAUUAGUAACUAUACAACAUAUAGAACUGAUCCAAACACGCACUUAUCAAAAACGCUUAACCUUAAUCCGCUAUACGAUUUGUUAUCGUGCAAUUGCAUGGGGCCUAAUUUAUGUAAAUUUUCCAAAUUCUUCAUGGUCACGAUUUGCAUUGUGUUUUGUUCUUAUGAACGUUUAAUAAAAAUUACUAUUUUCUUUUAUUUAAGGUUUCUCAGUUGUGUUGUUUGCCCUUUCCUGGUUCUUGCACCAGCCUGAAGAAACAUCGGAUGUUACUCUUUUAGAAGGCAGGAAUGUCGAUGGUAUUUCAAGUUUUGAAACUGUCCUGUAACUUAAUAUUCUGUGAAACUUUAUUUUAUGGCAACACAAGGCAAAUAAAAUGCGAGAUUUAGGGCUGAAUGUAGGCCCUGAAGCAAACAUAAGCUAAUUGGUGUAAAACGUUCAGAUCGUCAGUGGUUUAGACUCUCGACGACCCCUUAAAAUCUGAAUAAAACCAAUGUAGGGGGAAACAUCGAUCCCGAAUUUUUAUUCUUAUCUUCAAGUUCCACUACUUGCACGUGUGUAUGUAAGCAAA
Paramuricea clavata is the source of this 3254-nucleotide messenger RNA. Lineage: Eukaryota; Metazoa; Cnidaria; Anthozoa; Malacalcyonacea; Plexauridae. The record is from the annotation of a GenBank genome assembly.